GCAUCUCCGUACAUAAAACUGAGAUCUGAAACAGAAGGAUGGCCUCAUGCUUAAGGAAGUGAGACUGAGCUUCGAGAUUGAGAUUCUCCGACUCUCAAAUUCCCAUCUUUUACGACCAUGGCAACUCCCAAAUCCCUAAAGUCUAAACACAGAACGAGAUCCCCAUUUCGUCUCCUAAUUUUGGGGUUCAUUACCGCCACUGCAUUGCUGUUCCUGUUGUCCUCCUUGAAUUCCACGGCUCCGUUCUCCUUCAUCUCUUCCAGAACCCAUUUGAAAGGGAAACCGAGGGAGCACUCUCUCCAUGACAAGUAUUUGUACUGGGGUAACCGAAUCGAUUGCCCCGGCAAGCAUUGUGAUUCAUGCGAAGGUUUGGGUCAUCAAGAAUCUAGCCUUAGGUGUGCUCUUGAAGAAGCCAUCUUCUUAAACAGAACUUUCGUCAUGCCUUCUAGAAUGUGUAUCAAUCCAAUUCACAAUGACAAGGGAAUCCUCAAUAAGGUUGACAACGUAACUGCAGAGGAAAGGUGGGCUACAGCCUUUUGUGCCAUGGAUUCUUUAUAUGAUAUUGACAUGAUAUCUGAAACUGUACCUGUAAUCUUAGACAAUACAGAUGCAUGGCAUCUGAUUCUUUCAACAAGUAUGAAAUUGGGAGCUAGAGGGGUUGCCCAUGUUGAAGGACUCACACGGGUUGAUCUCAAGAAGGAUAGUCGUUACUCAAACCUCUUACUCAUUAACCGAACUGCAAGCCCUUUGUCAUGGUUUGCUGAGUGCAAGGAUCGAACGAACCGCAGUGCUAUUAUAUUGCCAUAUUCAUUUCUUCCUUCAAUGGCAGCAAAAAAGUUAAGAAUUGCGGCUGACAAGAUUAAAAGUCUCCUCGGUGACUAUGAUGCUAUCCAUGUUCGCCGAGGUGAUAAAAUAAAAACAAGGAAGGAUAGGUAUGGUGUUAAAAGGAGCUUACAUCCUCAUUUGGAUAGGGACACCCGCCCAGAAUUUAUCCUUCGCAGGAUUCAGAAGUGGGUACCAUCUGGUCGAACACUUUUUAUUGCUUCAAAUGAGAGAUCACCUGGAUUUUUUUUGCCCCUUUCUGUCAGGUACAAACUAGCUUAUUCAUCAAAUUAUAGCCAUAUUUUGAAUCCUUUGAUAGAGAACAAUUACCAGUUAUUCAUAAUUGAGAGGCUUGUAUUGAUGGGAGCCAAAACAUUCAUCAAGACUUUCAAGGAAGAUGAUACAGAUCUCAGCCUAACCGAUGACCCAAAGAAGAAUACCAAGUUGUGGCAAAUUCCUGUUUAUACGUUGGAUGGCGAGGAAAGCUAACUUCCCUAUUAUAGUUCAAAAUCAUUCCGUAGGCGAAUUACCUUCAACGUGUAGUGUAUUAUUUUGCGAAUUGAUCUUCCUUUUGGAAACAAUUCGAAUAUUUUGUUGAGUUGCAUUACAGGGUGUUGCAGCUACAUUGCUGAGAAUCAAAGAGUCCUGGGAAAAGGAGGGGGGAUUUGGCAAA
This is a messenger RNA of Hibiscus syriacus, 1495 nucleotides long. RefSeq lists its product as uncharacterized. The record is from RefSeq and is a predicted model, not a curated record. The coding region runs from base 118 to 1311 and encodes 397 amino acids. Lineage: Eukaryota; Viridiplantae; Streptophyta; Magnoliopsida; Malvales; Malvaceae. The transcript is spliced from 6 exons. Gene Ontology annotation, cellular component: Golgi apparatus.